ACUGAUUGGUCUGACCAUCUCCACUCUGAACCUUUGUCAAACCGUGUAAAACCUUUCCAAAUCAAACAUUAGAAAAAAUAUCAGAAAAUUGCUACAUACUUUCUUGGUCUUUUCCUCAAACCAUUCCUUACUUCAUGUCUUUUCUAAUAAGUUAUCUUCCCAAAUAAUGUCUUCUUUGCAACAAACAAUUAUAUCAUUCACAAUCAUCUCAACUUCUCUAUUGUAGAUUCUCUCCCCAGUUUGGAACUUCUGUGAGGUAAGAAUUAAUGGACUGGUGCAGAAUAUUUUUUAUACUCUACAAGAGGAUUGAUUUAUAGGAAUUUGAUUCCAGAGAAGAGAUACAAUUGGCAGGUGUAUAAAUUUUUACCAUGGUAGGAUUGGAACUUAUACCAAUAGGUACAAUAUUAACUGUGGUAACAAGCCAAGUCUUGAGAACUGCUCAUGCAGCAGCUGAUGUUCUUAUUGGAAAAGAGAGUUUCAAGGCACUUUCGAAAUACCUAUUUGAUAUUGAGCCGGUACUCAAGGAACUACAGCUUCAAGAAUUGAACGAUUCUCAACCUGCUAGAGUUGCUCUAGAGUCCCUUGAAGCAGAUGUUAAAAGGGCGAAUAAUAUGGUUGAGAAGUACAAGAACCGCGGCCGUUUCUACUUGCUAGUUAAAUGCCGGUCCAUAGUCGAGGAAGUUGAGCAAGUUACAAGGGAUAUUGGAAGGUCUCUGGCUGCACUGUCUAUUGCAAAUACUGAAGUGCUAUCGAGAAUUUCUGAUCAGGUUGAUAGACUACAAGGUGAGAUGCAAAGGGUUGAGUUCGAGGCUUCACAGUCUCAGCUUGAAAUUGUUGACAAGUUGAACCAAGGACUAAGAGAUCAGAAACAGGACCAGGCUUUCGCAAAUGACAUACUUGAGGAGAUUGCAAGGGCAGUUGGCGUGCCGGUGGAACCGUCCGAGAUAGGAAAAGAGUUGGCCAGCAUUAGGAAGGAAAAAGAAGAAGCUGCAAAUAGGAAAGAAAAAGCCGAAUUUGUUUUCUUGGAGCAGAUCAUUAAGUUACUUUCUAGAGCCGAUGCAGCAAGGGAUUAUGAAGAAGUUAAGAAUCAAUACUUUGAAAGGGUUCAGGUGAUAGAGAGAUAUGAUUCAAGGGAAAAAUAUAUCCAACCUCUUAAGUCUUUCCUUUGCCGCAUAAACGGAGCUGUUAUGGUUGAUCCUGUUAGCCUUUCCACUGGCACUACAUGUGAGAGAUCAGCUAUUGAAAGUUGGUUUUAUGAUGGAAACAGAACAGAUCCAGAAACACAAGAGGUUCUUGAAGAUACUAGCUUAAGGUCUAACAUUCCACUAAGACAAUCGAUCGAAGAGUGGAGAGAACUCAAUUAUUGUCUUUUGAUAAGGUCUAUCCGGGAAAAUUUGUCGUUAAAUUCUAAUCUGAAAGAAUCCCUGAGCCAAAUGCAGGCUCUAAUAGCUGAAAAUUCUAUUAACAAGGAUUGGAUCUCUAUUGGGGAGGUUACUGAUACCGUUAUCUCGAUCCUUGGGAACUCUAAUGACAGAGAAGUGAAGAUGAAGAUUUUGAUCACUUUGAAGGAUGUUGUAGAGGGGCAUGCAAGAAACAAGGAGAAACUCGCUGAAUCUCAAGGAUGGGAUCAUAUUAUUUCGUGCUUGGAAAGCAACUCUAACAUUUCCAAGGCAGCAAUUGAUUUGUUACAUGAGUUGCUUCAAGAAAGAUCUGGUUGGAAUCAAUGUUUUUGCAAAAAACUUUCUGAGAACGACACUGCAGUUUUUAACCUUGUAACCCUUGUGAAGGACCCUGGAAACGAUUCAGCAGAGCUGGCGAUGAAAAUUUUGAUGGAGCUUUUUGAAAUAAAUGAAAACAGCAUUGUCACUGCUGCUAAUUGUGGCUGGUAUAAGCCACUAGCUGAUCGCAUGAUUCGAGGACCUGAUUCAAGAAUGUCAAUGGCAAAAGCCAUAGUUAAUUUGGAGUUGGAUGAUUUAAACUUGAUGCAACUUGGAAAGGAAGGAGUUAUAACUCCUUUGAUAGAAAUGCUGUCUGGCAGUAUCGAAUCGAAAGACCUUUCAUUAUCAGCUCUGGUUAAACUAGCUGGAUCUCAUCCCAACAAGGGAAUCAUUGCUUCAUCUGGGGGUGUUCCUCUUAUUCUAGGUUUAAUGUUCUCUCCUCGGACAAGGUCAUUCAUUACAAUUAAAUGCUCCGAAAUCCUCGAGAAACUUUCUUCUUCUGACGAUGGAAUUGAUUUCUUUACUGAUGGAGAAGGGAAACAACUUGAGUUAGAUUCAAUUAUCACCAAAUUGCUAGUUUUGCAACAGAGUUCCAACUCAGGCCACAAUCUCCGUAAGCCCACCCUACGCGCUCUUCUUGGCAUUUGCAAGUUCGAGACUGGUUUAGUGAAGAAAGCAAUUCUUGCAGCCAAUGGUGUAUCUCUGAUUCUUCCACUUCUUGAUGAUUCUGACUCAGAAGUCCGAGAGACUGCAAUAAACCUGCUCUUUCUUUUCUCUCAGCAUGAACCAGAAGGAGUAGUUGAAUACCUUUUCAAGCCUAGAAGGCUAGAAGCUUUGAUUGGAUUCCUCGAGAACGACGACAAUGAUAACGUACAAAUGGCUGCAGCUGGCUUACUAGCUAACCUACCAAAAUCCGAACGAGAACUAACUACAAAGUUGAUUGAAAUGGGAGGACUUGAUGCAAUCAUAAGCAUUUUAAAAACAGGCAAAAUGGAAGCAAAAGAAAAUGCUCUCAGUGCACUCUUCAGGUUCACAGAUCCUACAAAUAUCGAGUCACAACGCGAUUUGGUUAAACGUGGAAUAUAUCCUUUGCUUGUUGAUUUUCUCAAUACAGGUUCAGUCACUGCAAAGGCAAUUGCAGCAGCUUUCAUCGGAGAUCUUUCUAUGAGCACGCCAAAGCUCACAGUUAUUUCCAAACCAAACGGUUGCUGGUUUUUCAAAUCAUCGCGCGUUCCUUUAUGUGCAGCUCAUGAUAGCGUCUGCAGUGUGACCACAACAUUUUGUCUAUUGGAAGCGAAUGCUUUACCUGGUUUGAUAAAGCUGUUACAUGGUGAGGUUCAUGCAACUGCUUAUGAAGCAAUACAAACACUUUCUACAUUGGUAUUGGAAGAGCAUCCGCAGAGGGGUGCUCGUUUGUUGCAUGAGAAAAAUGCAAUGAGACCUUUAUUGGAGAUUUUGACUUGGGGUAGUGAGUCACUUAAGGCAGAAGCUUUAGGACUUUUGGAGAAGGUUUUUGUGUCAAAGGAAAUGGUGGAAUAUUAUGGAACGACGGCUAGAUCGCGUUUGAUUUGUUUGACCGGCAGUAAUAUUUAUGGAGACGGACACCUUCGAAGGAAAGUUGCUAAGGUAUUGUCAUUGCUUGAACGUUAUUCUAAGUCUUCAUCAUCUGCAAUCUCUGGAGUUUUGGAGUGAAACUCUAGGCCAUAAAGUGGGAACAGAUUUGCUUCAGCCAUAGUCUGAUUUUCAUAUUUGAUCUAUUAGGUAGACAUGUAUGAUACGUGUCACUUUAAUGCAUCAACGUUAAAACUCUUGAAGAAGGCCUAUCUAGUCGUGUGAUUCUACCUAACUUGAAAGAUUAAUUUGUGUAGUUGUGUGCAGUGAUACCUUGUUUAUACAAAGAAAAAGAUGGAGUACAAUUAGAUGUCACUGAGUUGUUCUUGGAUAUUUGCGUCGGUUAAAUUAAAUCCUAAUUCUUUAAUGUAAAUUAAGUUUCUCUUGAAAAUUAAAUCAAUUAUCAGUAUUUUCCUCUGUGUUCUCACCUA
Medicago truncatula (barrel medic) is the source of this 3760-nucleotide messenger RNA. Its product is annotated as U-box domain-containing protein 44. The record is from RefSeq and is a predicted model, not a curated record. Lineage: Eukaryota; Viridiplantae; Streptophyta; Magnoliopsida; Fabales; Fabaceae. The transcript is spliced from 4 exons. Bases 369 to 3410 code for a protein of 1013 amino acids. Gene Ontology annotation, molecular function: ubiquitin-protein transferase activity; protein binding. Gene Ontology annotation, biological process: protein ubiquitination; cell surface receptor signaling pathway.